UAAAAUACAAACCAAUUGUAUUUACCACCUUUAUCAAAAAGGAUAAUGAAUUUUCUCAAGUUGGUUGUUUAAUGAUUUGUAGGAAAUUGUAAUAAAACCGCACAUCUUUUAAUAACUACCUUGUUAAAUUAAACCUGCCGAAUACGCAGAAGGCAUUGCGCUCACUUCGAUUUUUCGAAAGUUUAAAAAAAAAAAACAUUCUAAAAAAAUAUACUGCCGUUAAAAAAUCGUCAUCAAAAGCUAACGAGAAUCUAAUACGUGCGCACGACGGUAGGCGAAGGCAAGUUAGGGUGGUAGUGACCAGGGUCACGACAUUGCUUGUGGUCACAGCAACGCGUCGUUUACUAUCCACAAACAAAUCAAAUCAAAUCAAAUCACCUUUACAAAGCCAUUGACCGUGUUUGAGCUUUCAUUAUCAUAUUGAAGCUAUUCAAGAAAAGUUCAGGCCAUAACAUAGAUAAAGAGUAAUUUGAGAUAAAAUGGAUCACAGCCCGACAACUGCAACUUUAGCCACGAAUACUGGCAAGCGUGCACAUCAGUCGACAUCGCAACGUAAAAAGUCGGGUCCCAAGUUCGAGCUCUCCGAAGCACAAAAAGCUGACAUUAAGGAGGCUUUCGAUCUAUUCGAUACCGAGUGCACCGGCUUUAUAGAGGUCAAAGAGUUGAAGGUUGCCAUACGUGCACUUGGAUUUGAACCGAAGAAAGAGGAAAUCAAGCGCAUGAUUGCCGAAAUCGACAAAGAUGGCACCGGCCGUAUAUCCUUCAAUGACUUCCUGCAAUUAAUGACCAUGAAAAUGGCUGAGAAGGACACUAAAGAGGAAAUAUUAAAAGCAUUUCGUCUUUUCGACGACGAUGACACCGGUUCGAUUUCCUUUAAGAAUUUGAAGCGUGUAGCACGCGAAUUGGGUGAAACACUGACCGACGAAGAGUUGCGCGAAAUGAUUGAUGAAGCUGACUUGGAUCAUGAUGGUGUGGUGAAUCAGGACGAGUUUUUGCGUAUUAUGAAAAAGACAAGUCUAUAUUAGUCAUAUUUAGCCGAUGGCAGGUUGUAGCAUUGCACAUGGUGCUUAUGCGACUCAUCUUUAUCUUUAUCAUGGUUAUGAUUUUGAUUUUAUUUGCGGGAGGCUUUUCACAUUCUUUUUACAAUUCUGUGAUUUCUAUUUUUGUUACAUUUAAUUUUAAAUAUUUUAUUAUAGUGUGGAUAAUUGCCGUUUACUUACUGCAAUAUCAUUUCUGCACAUACAUAUAAUUAACAUAACUUAUAAAUGAUUACUCUGCUGCACUUAUAUUAAAUUAAUAAUUUAUUAUGUUGUGGAUUGUUGCCACCACAUGUUUACUACUUUUAACUUAUAAUAUUAUUUCUGCACGUACGUAUAAUUAACAUAUUUCAACCAAUUACUCUGCUGGUCUUCAUUAAUCAUAACUUAUAAAUCUACUGAUCUAACAUAUCUAUACAAACUUUUUUCUAUAUACUUGAGGAAUUUUAUUGUUUUACAUAUGUUUAAUUGAAUUUAUUUCGCUAUUCAAAUAUAUGUAUAUCUGCUUACCUGCAGUCGAUUAAAGAA
Molecule: messenger RNA, 1565 nt
Organism: Anastrepha obliqua
Lineage: Eukaryota; Metazoa; Arthropoda; Insecta; Diptera; Tephritidae
Exons: 2
Coding region: 480-1025 (181 amino acids)
Biological process (GO): centriole replication; mitotic cell cycle
Cellular component (GO): centrosome; centriole
Molecular function (GO): calcium ion binding
Source: RefSeq, a predicted model, not a curated record